This is a messenger RNA of Nannospalax galili (Upper Galilee mountains blind mole rat), 15701 nucleotides long. RefSeq names its product calcium voltage-gated channel subunit alpha1 E (gene Cacna1e). Lineage: Eukaryota; Metazoa; Chordata; Mammalia; Rodentia; Spalacidae. The record is from RefSeq and is a predicted model, not a curated record. The transcript has 49 exons. Gene Ontology annotation, biological process: calcium ion import across plasma membrane; chemical synaptic transmission. Gene Ontology annotation, molecular function: calcium ion binding; high voltage-gated calcium channel activity. Gene Ontology annotation, cellular component: voltage-gated calcium channel complex; membrane; neuronal cell body. Bases 29 to 7225 code for a protein of 2398 amino acids.
CGAGGCCGAUGCCUCCGACGAAGUGGGCAUGCUGCCUGCCUCACCCCGCUCCACAGUGGCCGGCUUCGACAACUUCUUCCCGGUGCAGGAGGGCGAGGGCCCAGGUUGGGAGGGCAGCACAGCGCUGGAGGCAGGCUCGAGCCCCUUCCUCCCCGUGAGCCCCGAGGUAAUGAAGCGGAGGCGCGGGGGCCUCAUCGAGCAGAGGGACAUCAUCAAGGCCCACGAGGCACACAAGAUGCAAAGCACCCCGCAGGCCCGGCGCAAGGAGUGGGAGAUGGCUCGCUUCGGGGAGGCAGUGGUCGUCGGCAGGCCGGGGUCAGGCGAUGGAGACUCGGACCAGAGCAGGAACCGACAAGGAACCCCUGUACCCGCCUCUGGGCCGGCAGCUGCCUACAAGCAGUCGAAAGCGCAGAGGGCGCGGACUAUGGCUUUGUACAACCCCAUUCCCGUCCGGCAGAACUGUUUCACCGUCAACAGAUCCCUGUUCAUCUUCGGAGAAGAUAACAUUGUCAGGAAAUAUGCCAAGAAGCUCAUCGAUUGGCCGCCAUUUGAGUACAUGAUCCUGGCUACCAUCAUUGCCAACUGCAUCGUCUUGGCUCUGGAGCAGCAUCUUCCUGAGGAUGACAAGACCCCGAUGUCCCGAAGACUGGAGAAGACAGAACCAUAUUUCAUUGGGAUCUUCUGCUUUGAAGCUGGGAUCAAAAUUGUGGCCCUAGGGUUCAUCUUCCAUAAGGGUUCAUACCUCCGCAAUGGCUGGAAUGUCAUGGACUUUAUUGUGGUCCUCAGUGGCAUCCUGGCCACUGCGGGAACCCACUUCAAUACCCAUGUGGACUUGCGGACACUCCGGGCUGUGCGUGUCCUGAGGCCCUUAAAGCUUGUGUCAGGAAUACCUAGCUUGCAGAUCGUGUUGAAGUCCAUCAUGAAGGCCAUGGUGCCUCUUCUGCAGAUUGGCCUUCUGCUUUUCUUUGCCAUCCUCAUGUUUGCCAUCAUUGGCUUAGAGUUCUACAGUGGGAAGUUACAUCGAGCAUGCUUCAUGAACAAUUCAGGCAUCCUAGAAGGAUUUGAUCCUCCGCACCCAUGUGGUGUGCAGGGCUGCCCAGCUGGUUACGAAUGUAAAGACUGGAUCGGUCCCAAUGAUGGAAUCACCCAGUUUGAUAACAUCCUUUUUGCUGUGCUGACUGUCUUCCAAUGCAUCACCAUGGAAGGGUGGACCACUGUGCUGUACAAUACCAAUGAUGCCUUAGGAGCCACCUGGAAUUGGCUGUACUUCAUCCCCCUCAUCAUCAUUGGUUCCUUCUUUGUUCUCAACCUUGUCCUGGGAGUGCUUUCAGGGGAAUUUGCCAAAGAGAGAGAGAGAGUGGAGAAUCGAAGAGCAUUCAUGAAGCUGCGGCGCCAGCAGCAGAUUGAGCGCGAACUGAAUGGCUACCGUGCCUGGAUAGACAAAGCAGAGGAAGUCAUGCUUGCUGAAGAAAAUAAGAAUGCUGGAACAUCAGCCUUGGAAGUGCUUCGAAGGGCAACCAUCAAAAGGAGCCGGACGGAGGCCAUGACCCGAGACUCCAGCGAUGAGCACUGCGUUGAUAUCUCUUCUGUGGGCACACCGCUUGCCCGAGCCAGUAUCAAGAGCACAAAAGUAGAUGGAGCCUCCUAUUUCCGGCACAAGGAACGGCUUCUGCGCAUCUCUAUCCGCCACAUGGUCAAAUCCCAGGUGUUUUACUGGAUCGUCCUGAGUGUUGUGGCUCUCAACACUGCCUGUGUGGCCAUUGUUCAUCACAACCAGCCCCAGUGGCUCACUCACCUCCUUUACUAUGCAGAAUUUUUGUUUCUGGGACUCUUCCUGUUGGAGAUGUCCCUGAAGAUGUAUGGCAUGGGGCCACGCCUUUAUUUUCACUCUUCAUUCAACUGCUUUGAUUUUGGGGUCACAGUGGGCAGCAUCUUUGAGGUAGUCUGGGCAAUCUUCAGACCUGGUACAUCUUUUGGAAUCAGUGUCUUACGUGCGCUCCGGCUUCUAAGAAUAUUUAAAAUAACCAAGUAUUGGGCAUCCCUCCGGAAUUUGGUUGUCUCCUUGAUGAGCUCCAUGAAGUCCAUCAUCAGCUUGCUGUUCCUCCUCUUCCUCUUCAUUGUUGUGUUUGCUCUUCUAGGAAUGCAGCUGUUUGGAGGCAGGUUUAACUUCAAUGAUGGGACUCCUUCAGCAAAUUUUGAUACCUUCCCUGCAGCUAUCAUGACUGUGUUCCAGAUCCUGACAGGGGAGGACUGGAAUGAGGUGAUGUACAACGGGAUCCGCUCCCAGGGUGGAGUCAGCUCAGGCAUGUGGUCUGCCAUCUACUUCAUUGUGCUCACCUUAUUUGGAAACUACACACUACUGAAUGUAUUCUUGGCCAUCGCUGUGGACAAUCUGGCCAAUGCCCAGGAACUGACCAAGGAUGAACAGGAAGAAGAAGAAGCCUUCAACCAGAAACAUGCACUACAGAAGGCCAAGGAGGUCAGCCCGAUGUCUGCACCCAACAUGCCUUCUAUUGAAAGAGACAGAAGGAGAAGACACCACAUGUCGAUGUGGGAGCCGCGCAGCAGCCACCUGAGGGAGAGGAGACGAAGGCAUCACAUGUCGGUGUGGGAGCAGCGCACCAGCCAACUGAGGAGGCAUAUGCAAAUGUCUAGCCAGGAGGCCCUCAACAAAGAAGAGGCCCCACCGAUGAACCCCCUCAAUCCCCUCAACCCACUGAGCCCCCUCAACCCACUCAAUGCUCACCCCAGCCUCUACCGGAGACCCAGGCCCAUUGAGGGCCUAGCCCUAGGUUUGGGCCUGGAGAAGUGUGAAGAGGAACGCAUCAGCCGUGGGGGCUCGCUCAAGGGGACUACAGGGGCCUUGACCAGUGCCCUGGACAACCAGAGGAGCCCCUUGUCCUUGGGCAAACGGGAGCCACCAUGGCUAGCCAGGUCCUGUCAUGGGAACUGUGACCCAACCCAGCAGGAAGCGGGGGGAGGAGAGACUGUGGUGACUUUCGAGGACCGGACCAGACACAGGCAGAGCCAGCGGCGCAGCCGGCACCGUCGAGUCAGGACUGAGGGCAAAGAGUCUGCAUCAGCCUCCCGGAGCAGAUCUGCCAGCCAGGAGCGGAGUCUGGAUGAAGGGGUGUCUACUGAGGGGGAAAAGGAGCAUGAAACCAGGGGCAGCCAUGGGAGCAAGGAACCAACCAUCCAUGAAGAGGGAAGAGCCCAGGACUUAAGGAGGACCAACAGUCUGAUGGUUCCUAGAGGUUCUGGACUGGCAGGAGCCCUUGAUGAGGCAGAAGAAACACCUCUAGUCCCACCUCAACCUGAACCAGAAGUGGGAAAGGAUGCAGUGCUGACAGAGCAGGAGCCAGAAGGCAGCAGUGAGCAGGCCCUGCUUGGGGAUGUACAGCUGGAUGUAGGCCGGGGUAUCAGCCAGAGUGAGCCUGAUCUGUCCUGCAUCACAGCCAACGCAGACAAGCCCACCACUGAGAGUACCAGCGUCACCGUUGCCAUCCCUGAUGUGGACCCCUUGAUGGACUCAACAGUGGUGCACAUUAGCAACAAAACUGAUGGAGAAGCCAGUCCCUUGAAGGAGGCAGAUAUCAAAGAGGAGGAAGAAGAGGGAGAGAAGAAGAAACAGAAGAAGGAAAAGCGAGAAACGGGCAAAGCCAUGGUGCCCCACAGCUCUAUGUUCAUCUUCAGUACCACCAACCCGAUCCGCAGGGCCUGCCACUACAUUGUGAACCUGCGCUACUUCGAGAUGUGCAUCCUCCUGGUGAUCGCAGCCAGCAGCAUUGCCCUGGCAGCUGAGGACCCUGUCUUGACCAACUCAGAACGCAACAAAGUCCUGAGGUAUUUUGACUAUGUUUUCACCGGAGUGUUCACCUUUGAGAUGGUUAUAAAGAUGAUAGACCAAGGCUUGAUCCUGCAAGAUGGAUCCUACUUCCGAGACCUCUGGAACAUUCUGGACUUUGUGGUGGUGGUUGGUGCAUUGGUAGCCUUUGCUCUGGCGAACGCUUUGGGAACCAACAAAGGGCGGGACAUCAAGACUAUCAAGUCUCUGAGAGUGCUCCGAGUUCUGCGGCCACUGAAGACCAUCAAGCGCUUGCCCAAGCUCAAGGCUGUGUUUGACUGUGUGGUGACCUCCUUGAAGAAUGUCUUCAACAUCCUCAUUGUCUACAAGCUCUUCAUGUUCAUCUUUGCGGUCAUUGCUGUCCAGCUCUUCAAGGGAAAGUUCUUUUAUUGCACUGAUAGCUCCAAGGACACAGAGAAGGAAUGCAUAGGCAACUAUGUAGACCACGAGAAAAACAAGAUGGAAGUGAAGGGCCGGGAAUGGAAGCGGCAUGAAUUCCACUACGACAACAUCAUAUGGGCCCUGCUGACCCUCUUCACCGUCUCCACGGGGGAAGGAUGGCCUCAGGUUCUACAGCAUUCUGUAGAUGUGACAGAGGAGGACCGAGGCCCCAGCCGCAGCAACCGCAUGGAGAUGUCCAUCUUUUACGUGGUCUACUUUGUCGUCUUCCCUUUCUUCUUUGUCAAUAUCUUCGUGGCUCUCAUCAUAAUCACCUUCCAGGAGCAAGGAGACAAGAUGAUGGAGGAGUGUAGCCUGGAAAAGAAUGAGCGAGCAUGCAUUGACUUCGCUAUUAGUGCCAAACCUCUCACCCGCUACAUGCCACAGAACAGGCACACCUUCCAGUAUCGUGUGUGGCACUUUGUGGUUUCUCCGUCCUUUGAGUAUACCAUCAUGGCCAUGAUCGCCUUGAAUACUGUCGUGCUGAUGAUGAAGUACUACUCUGCUCCCUGUACCUAUGAACUGGCCCUAAAGUACCUGAACAUUGCCUUCACCAUGGUGUUUUCCCUGGAAUGUGUCCUAAAGAUCAUCGCUUUUGGUUUCUUGAACUAUUUCCGAGACACCUGGAAUAUCUUUGACUUCAUCACUGUGAUUGGCAGUAUUACAGAAAUUAUCCUGACAGACAGCAAGCUGGUGAACACCAGUGGCUUCAAUAUGAGCUUUCUGAAGCUCUUUCGAGCAGCGCGCCUCAUAAAGCUUCUGCGUCAAGGCUACACCAUACGCAUUUUACUCUGGACCUUUGUACAGUCCUUUAAGGCCCUGCCCUAUGUUUGCCUGCUGAUUGCCAUGCUUUUCUUCAUUUAUGCCAUCAUUGGGAUGCAGGUAUUUGGAAACAUAAAAUUAGAUGAGGAGAGUCACAUCAACCGGCACAACAACUUCCGGAGUUUCUUUGGGUCCCUCAUGCUGCUCUUCAGGAGUGCCACAGGUGAGGCCUGGCAGGAGAUUAUGCUGUCCUGUCUUGGGGAGAAAGGCUGUGAGCCUGACACCACUGCACCAUCAGGGCAGACGGAGAACGAGCGCUGCGGCACGGAUCUGGCCUACGUUUACUUUGUCUCCUUCAUCUUCUUCUGUUCCUUCCUGAUGCUCAACCUGUUUGUGGCUGUAAUCAUGGACAACUUCGAGUACCUGACUCGAGAUUCCUCCAUCCUGGGACCUCACCACUUGGAUGAGUUUGUCCGCGUCUGGGCAGAAUAUGACAGAGCAGCAUGUGGCCGCAUCCAUUACACUGAGAUGUAUGAAAUGCUGACUCUCAUGUCACCACCGCUAGGCCUCGGCAAGAGAUGUCCCUCCAAAGUGGCCUAUAAGAGGUUGGUCCUGAUGAAUAUGCCAGUAGCUGAGGACAUGACAGUCCACUUCACCUCCACACUUAUGGCUCUGAUUCGGACAGCUCUGGACAUUAAAAUUGCCAAAGGUGGUGCAGACAGACAGCAGCUAGACUCAGAGCUACAAAAAGAGACCCUGGCCAUUUGGCCUCACCUGUCCCAGAAGAUGCUGGAUCUGCUUGUACCCAUGCCCAAAGCCUCUGACCUGACUGUGGGCAAAAUCUAUGCAGCAAUGAUGAUAAUGGACUACUAUAAACAGAGUAAGGUGAAAAAGCAGAGGCAGCAGCUGGAAGAACAGAAAAAUGCACCCAUGUUCCAGCGCAUGGAGCCCUCAUCACUGCCUCAGGAGAUCAUUGCUAAUGCCAAAGCCCUGCCUUAUCUCCAGCAGGACCCUGUUUCAGGCCUGAGUGGUCGGAGUGGAUACCCUUCAAUGAGUCCGCUCUCCCCCCAGGAAAUAUUCCAGUUGGCUUGUAUGGACCCAGCCGAUGAUGGACAAUUCCAGGAACAGCAAUCUCUGGAGCCAGAGGUUAGUGAAUUAAAAAGCGUGCAGUCCUCUAACCAUGGCAUCUACCUUCCUUCGGACACCCAGGAGCAUGCGGGAUCUGGGAGGGCAUCCUCUAUGCCACGUCUGACUAUGGAUCCCCAGGUGGUGACAGACCCUAGCUCUAUGAGACGUUCAUUUUCUACAAUUCGGGAUAAGCGUUCAAAUUCCUCAUGGUUGGAGGAGUUCUCCAUGGAGCGAAGCAGUGAAAACACCUACAAGUCACGGCGCAGAAGUUACCACUCCUCCCUGCGGCUGUCAGCACACCGCCUGAAUUCUGACUCUGGCCACAAGUCUGACACUCACCGCUCUGGAGGUAGAGAGCGGGGCCGAUCUAAAGAACGAAAGCAUCUUCUCUCCCCUGAUGUCUCUCGCUGCAACUCAGAGGAGCGAGGGACCCAGGCUGACUGGGAGUCUCCAGAGCGUCGCCAAUCAAGGUCACCUAGUGAGAGCAGGUCACAGACCCCCAACAGACAGGGCACUGGUUCCCUGAGUGAGAGUUCCAUCCCCUCCAUCUCUGACACCAGCACCCCAAGACGAAGUCAUCGCCAGCUUCCACCUGUCCCCCCAAAGCCUCGGCCCCUCCUCUCCUACAGCUCCCUGAUGCGACAUGCUGGCAGCAUCUCUCCACCUCCCAAUGGAAGUGAGGGUGGAUCCCCACUGGCCUCUCAAGCCCUGGAGAGCAACAGCGCUUGCCUGACCGAGUCUUCCAACUCCCUGCACCCCCAGCAGGGCCAGCACUCUUCCCCACAGCACUACAUCUCCGAGCCCUACCUGGCCCUCCAUGAAGACUCCCACACCUCAGACUGUGGCGAGGAGGAGACACUCACCUUCGAGGCAGCCGUGGCUACUAGCUUGGGCCGAUCCAACACCAUUGGCUCGGCCCCACCCCUGCGGCACAGCUGGCAGAUGCCCAAUGGGCACUAUCGGCGUCGGAGGCGUGGGGGGCCUGGGCCAGGCAUGAUGUGUGGAGCUGUCAGUGACCUCCUGAGUGACACAGAAGAAGAUGACAAGUGCUAGAGGCUGCUCCCCCCUCCGAUGCAUGCUCUUCUCUCACAGGGAGAAAACCAAGACCAAAUUGGGAAGCCAGUGCGGCCCGGGGGGGAGGAAGAGGGAGAAAGAAAGAUGGAAAAGGACGCCAUGCAUCCUCCGAGAAGAGGAAGUAAAGAACAGAUGGAAAACCAGUCAAACCCACAAAAUUGCUUUAUUUCCCCUUGCAAGAUGGGCACUGCCAUAGUUCUGCCUUUUUGCUGGGGGAAGAAAAUACAGGAAUAUGGAGGGUUAUUCCCAUGGGAGAAGGGACAUGAGGGUGGCUUGGCUUCCCUUGCCCUUUCUACUUUUCUGUAAGCUACAGAGGGAUCUGGCUAACCUGUGUCUAAGCUCAUUGCUCUAAGCAGCCUGGAAGACUUUCUGGCUUCUUAACUAGGGAGUAGUGGAGACAGUAGGAGAAGAAUCUCUUCCUCGCCAGCUCUUGUGUGGUCACCAUUGCCACCAGAGCAACUGCAGCAGCAUCUCAUGCAUUAUCUUGUAGCUUGUUUCCUCCAAAGAAGCAAAAGCUCAGGCAGGAGCACUGGAUGCCAAGGGGAGGAGGUAGGGAGUGAGAGAUGGGCCAGAGUAGAAGGGACCAGGGUGCUGUGGUAACAGCAGCAAGGGCUGGUCUGGGUGAGAAAAGCCAUAGCCCAGCAGCCCAUACCAUGAAGGUGAGGGCCAAAGAAACAGAACUGGAGGUGCUGGUGGGUAUAGUCCUAGAUCUUGAGGUCUGUCACCCACAUAGUAGGUGCUGCAGUAGGUAAGCUCGAUAAAGAGGCUCACCAGGGCCCACAAAGAUGCCUGUAAGCUCUGGUAAGGGUGAUACUAAUGCCAAUGGCCAGGGCACCGACCACAGAAGAGUUCGGCCACAGUGUGGGAACUCCCUUAUCAGCCUUGGCCCUUUAGAUAUUGGUCAAGGGGACUCCCAGUGGUGUAAGGGCAAGAUGGCUGGGGAGGCCUAAGGGAUGCAAGGCAGAGUCAGUUUUCCAUCAGGCAUAGAAGGACUUCUGUAUUGAUAAGUGCUGUGACCACACUGGACUAGAGACAGUGGGCCUCUGUCAAGCAACAAGGCUAGUGCUGAGCCAAACCCAGCGUGAUCAAGUACCAGUAGUCAGGCCUUUCCUGCCACUCCCCCAAAUGCAUAGGGAACGCACGUCCACAGGGUUACCAAUACAUGGUAGGGACUUCUACAAAGAUGAAAAGACUAGUAGUCUAAAAGGAGAAAACCCUCCCUCAAGGUGUCAGGCUGAAGACCUCCCUGAGGAUGCAUUCUUGGGCUUGAAACAUUCUGUAGCUGGGUUGGUUGGGGUUAGGGGUCAGUUGAUGAGGACACUUUAAGGUGAUUAGUAACUAUACCUCAGCUUUGACCUUGCCUGCUCCUGUUAGCAAAGCAGGCUCUGAGGGGACCCCCCCACCUUCCUUGAAUGUUGCCUGGGCCAGGGCUGGGUUUUACCCCUCCCCAGAAUAAAAGCUGGGCAAAAUACAGCCUUGGCUGCUAAGCCAUUCCUAAUCCCAAAAACAAUCUUUGAGGGAAAAGAGGGCCUUCCUCAGCUAGUCACUUUUGUUGAUAUUUAGUAGCGAGCUCCAUUCUGUGGAAUGUAUCACCUCCUUAAGCCUCUCCCUAGUACCAUCAGAGUAGUUGAACAGAUGCCUUAGGGAGGAGCAUUGGGCAGGGAUGCUCUUUCCCAGCCUCUGUACAGGACUCUGUCUAGGGAGACUUGACAUUGCACUAAGAGCUCAGUGGAUGAACACUCUUUAUCCUUUCCCAGGCUAAGCAGAGUCCUAUGGGAGUCUUUUGUAGGAGCAGUCCUUUUUCUUAGAAGGAACUUCUCUUAGGAAGUUGUUUCCUUUCUAUUUCCCCCACUCUUUCUAACCUUUGGUUGACAAAGAAAUAAGGCAUAAGAGCAUCAGCUCUGAAAAGCCACCUUCCCCAUUUGGCUGCAGAGUGUCACGAUCCCACUUCUAAGUACCAACGGAGCUACAUGACUCAUGGUCAGCCCCAAACCAAAGUAGUCCCAGGAUAAUAGGCCCCUUAGUCUCAGACUCACUCACUUCCACCUACAUUGUCCUCUCCCACUCAGUUCAUGUGUACUCAGGGGAAGCUGGGAAAGUGAGUAUGGUCCUAUCAGGUGUGAUCAUUCCAUAGGUCUGAUACUGGGCCUUGUGUUUGUUUUAAAGUUUUCUCCACUCAGCCUCAUUUCAUGCCAAAGUGAUGCUAUGGGCCUCUUUGUGUGUACAAAAUUGCUUUCAUCUACCCUGGACAUGUAGUUUUCCUUAGAGGUAGGCCUGCACAGGAUGACUGUUCCGAUCCACUGAGCCCAUUGGAUGGUGUUUUGAGAAAGCCAAUUGCAGAGAUACUUCAUGCCAUCCCUAUAGUAGGAGAACUGUGGGCUGACAACAUAAUGGCCAGAAAUGAAAUUUGCCUGCAAAGAAUAGCACGAAUACUAAAUUAACUCUGCUGGAGAACUUCCUGCACAUUCACACUCCUUGCACACACACACACACACACACACACACACACACACACACACACACACACACACACACACACACACAACCUUAAGUGAAGCAUUAUAGCUAUAAAGUGCUGCAGAUGUGCUCACUUGACCAAUCACCUGCUUUUUCUAGUACUGAUGAAAUUACAAACAUGCUUCUUCAACUUCCCUGAGAAAUUGGGAUUCUCUUCCCUUAGCCUGACUUAUUCUUCUGUUAAGACCAGGACAUAAUAGAAGAAUUUCUGUUGAGUGACAAGCUCAUUAUUUUCGUAUCUUUGGUUUUCUAGUGUUUCCUAAUAAACAUGGAUGCCAUCCUUCUCCCUUGUAGCUGGCUAGGACUUCCCUUCCUAGGUAUCAGAAUCUUUCUUUCUUUAAAAGGAAGCCCCUUUCUCAAAGCCUGCGCUUCUCUUCGCAUUGAGAAUGAUAGCUGCAGUUUUUGAUACACAGCAUGAUAAAUGUGGGUACUGGAAAUCUCCUUAGACAAUUCUUUAGUCAGAUGUCCUUUUACCCCAGUGAAUGUUAGUCCUUAUCACCUCAAAGCAAGAGAAGGAAGGAGAGAGGAAAUUAAAAGAGGAAAAGAAGCCAGGCAGGGAGGUAGUGUAACCAGGUUUGCGUUUGCGCACGCCUCUUCAACUUAAGGCACUAGACAGUAGUGCAUAUCACCACCUCUCCAUCUGUAAAAGAAUGCACAAGUUCCAGAUGUGUGGGAGGCUCUGGCCACAGUGCUCUGUGUGUCAGGAAAAUCACCUGUCUGUGAAGGGAUGACACCUUUCAGUAUCCAGGUUCCAUGUGAGCCAGGAUGGCAGUUGCCCCUUGGGAGGCUGUACCACGGUUCUAGCUGAAGAGUCUAUUUUUGCUGCAGGCUUCACAUCUACUUCCCACUUGUUCCUCAUAGAAUACGAGGGCACCAAACACGUCUCCCUGAAGCUAACUCCAAAUGUUCUGAACCUUUCCCUCCCUUCACUCUGAGGCCACAAAGACGUAAAUACCUCAUACUCCAGCCUUCAGUCAGCAUCUCCCUUUCCCAUCUCCAUCCAGCCCACCACCACUGCAGAACCCAGGUGGUGAACUGGAACGUCCUCUGGUCUUCUAUCUCACUCUGUGCUUGGUUGCAUGGUAGCACAGGCCAAACUAUCGAGAUGAUUAAAUCUGAGCUUAUGUGCUGGUGUAGCUGCCUCUGCUGUGCCCUUUGCUGUUAAGGAAUGCUUCCUUCUAAUGAAAUAUCAUCAGGAGUCCACCAGGUGAUCUAAAAUGAGGUGUAAGGUGUGCAUAAAAUACCCAUGUACUCAAUGAAGGCUCACUGCAGAGCAAUUGGGCCUCUUCUGAACAAAAUUUUCAAGUAAUUUUGAGUUUUCAAAAACAAACAUUUCGAUUUCUCAUGGCUUCUAUUUCUGAAGCCUGCAAUAUUUCAAUUUUGGACAGAAUAUUUAAGUGGGUGGAGCUAGAGAGAGGUUGAGAAACUCAUUUCUCAGCUCAGUUAUAGCCUCAAUUUUUAAAUUAUAUGUCAAGAAAUGGUGAACAUAUGCAAAGCAGAUAGUAUCCUGCCUUCCAGAGAUUUUAUGAGACUUGAAGGUUAAAGAACUUUCACUGCGAUUUUUAUUUUACCAGUGUCUUAUCUGUUAUAUUUCGAUACUCUCCAAGACUAGUGAGAAAAAGCAACCCCAUUCCUUAUCCUGCCUGUGUGUCCUUCCCUUCUGGCCCUAAGAACAUUGCACACUGUUCAAGAGGCACAAGAGAGCACUUUGUGGUGUAGGAAGAAAGGAAGAAGUGGGAAAGGUUGUCACUCGCAAGUGGCCAGUCACAGCAUGAUGUACUCCAGGAAAAUGCCCCUAAGGAAUCAGGUCCAGCUCAAAUGACUUAUCUUUAAAUAUUGCCACAUGGAGACACUUAUUUUAACAAAAGCCAAACAAAAUUAACUCAGGGGUUAUGAUCUAACUUCCAGGAAAUGAUCAAAAGUGGUCUCAUGUUAAGUUCCGCCUGUACCAGGAGCUUUUUCCAGUUUUUCCUCUUUGAACCACCCAGGAUGUCCUAGCUGGGUCUGUCCCAAACAGAGCAGCUGCUGAUAACUUCUCUGCUGGCCAAAGACUUGUCAUCUGUCAUGUGCUACUGCUCACCCAGAGCACAUAGAUGUACUACAUGGGGUACAAAGGACUAAAAACAGAAAGAACUCUUUGGUUUCUGGUGGCCACCUUUUCUGGUGGCCACCUUUUCUUUUCCUUGAAUCUUUUUUUCACCCUUUUUCCUAACUGAUAUGACCUUCUAUGAGAGGUUACACCAAGCCAAAAAGAGAAAAUUUACAAGCUGUCCCAACCUAUCCCAAGGGCCUGGAAAGCAUCUCUGAGCAGAGUUCAAGUCAGCUGAGAAGUGUGAGUGACACUCCCAGAAAAGUCUACUGGCGUUUCUGGAAAGGCCUGAGGGAUGGGAGAGCUCCGCCCUUCUAUUUUUCUAAGUGUCCAUCCACCCACACACUCCUGUCAUGCUAUGUAUAGGAGUGUCAGUGCCCUGACCUAAAUGCAAAAAGAGACUUUAUAAUAAGCCAUACUACUAUGUAAGUAUGUUCUUGAGGUUCAAAUUCUAACUUGUGGAGCUUUGAGAGAGCUGGGUAGACCAAGAAGAAAGAAGUGUUGGAAUUAAUAUUUAUUUUUAUCUGUUUGGCGGUUUAUUUUAGUUGAUAGAUGGUUUCUUUAGUUGAUAGAUUAUUUUGUAACAGGCCUGCUCUGGGAUAGCAAAGAAGGAUGAAUUUGUGUUCUAUAGUGUUCUAAAUCUGCUUCUCUUCUAAGAUUAAUUUCUGUCAAAUUAAUGCUAGGAUAAUUGAGUCAAAAAUCUGUUACUGUCUCCUCCAGUCUCUAUUCCAGUCUCUAGUCUUCUUUUCCCUCUCUGUCAUAAGUACCUUGGGCUUUGGUCUCUGUGACUAUUCCGUCUCUCCUCUUUUGAGGGGCUUAAAAUAUAACCUGGAUUUAGGAAAAUUUGCCCUUCCCACCAAAUCAGUGAAAGUCAAGGAAAUUAUAAAACCCAGAAUUUUUUUCAGAACAUCAUUAACCAAUAAAUAAAAAAUGUAUGCCUUGAUAAGAAGAUAAUUUUGUAAACUGUAUACCAAUCUGAUAAAUUAACAUUAUAGGAAGUUAAAAGUAAUGAAUUAUAUCCAGACUUCACAACUAAUUUGUGCCUUCAGCAAGGGUAUUGCAUCCAUUUUUCUUUUCCUUAUUAGGAAAACUGAAAUACCAGCACAUGGCUAGUUCAUGUGUGUGUUAAGUGCUUGUCAGUUAAUAAUGUAUAAUGCACUCAGUCUCCACAAAUCAAUUUAGAAAAAACUUUGCUCAUUAAAUCCCACCAAGGACUUAGAAAUUUCUUGGCAUUUGCUAUAUAAGCAUUUAAUUUUUAAAGGAAUCCUCGGGUUUAAUGGAAGCCAAAACUAAGAACUGCUUUAAUUUUGCCUUCCGUUUGUCUGUUCAUGUUAGCUCUCUCAGACUCUUUUCAUUAAUUGGCAAAGAAAAGGAGCUUUCCUUCAACAAACUUCCUGGUAUUAUCUUCUCUUUGUGGGCACAGCAGAGAUCAAAGAACCACAAACUACCACAAAGGAUCUUCACCCGCACAGCACAUCCUCUGCAACCUGGGUUGAAAGCUGAUUAAAUUUUUCCUCCUUUUGCUUGCAAGUUUUCUAGAUGUAAAAAUAGAUCACUCUGUAUAUUCUAUGAAGGAGAUACAUGACCUUGGACCAGACAGGCUGCUACUUCCUCUUUGGUUCCCUCAGAGGAUGGUCCCAAAUUUAAAAGGAGACUAAGCCAGUCACAUCUGCCAUGUCUGACAUUGACCUGAUAUGAUGACUCAAUUGUUUUCUUUUCAUUAUUCUGAUUUCUUAUGGCAACAACCUAUAUUUCAUAAGCACUAAUGCUUAAAACAAGCAUAUCAAGGACAUUUAUGAGAUGAGCAAGGAAAACUCACUUCAACAUGUCAAAGUGCCAUUAAUCAAUUUUUUAAAAUAAUAGUAGUAUGAAAUGAGGGCUAAACAAUGUCAUUUAACUGCCAAUUAAAGUACACAAUAAUUCUGGUCUUAGUUACAUUUGAUACUGAGUUGUAUACCAUUAAGCAGAUCCCAGUGGGUUUAGUAAAAACAUAGGCAUUGCAUUUUAAUGGCUACCAAUGGGGAUAUAUACUUAGCCUGCAGGUUGAACUUUAGUCAGUGUUUUUCUAUCGUGGUGUUUUGCGAACAAUCCAAAAUUUAUACAAAGCCACCCCAAGUGCUGUAAUUGCAGAGGAACUUCCCUCUUGGUGACAUUAGAAAGCAGUCCAAGUCCAUUCACACUGAGUCCAAGAUUUGGAAUUCACCCAGAAAAACCAGUGGAAGAGAAAUACUUAAUGCCUCAAAUGUGUUUGACGAUUCAUAGCUGGGACGAGUGAGUACUGGAAGAGACACACUGUAGAACAAAGUUGAGGUGGAAGUUAUUAAAAAGUCCCACAAAAAGGAUAGACUUAAAGAUGUUUGACCCUGAUGCCUCCUUUUUACUUAGAUUGUUAAUAAACUCUCUAGCAUGAUGUCAGAUUCGGAGAGGUUCUUUCUGGUAAACUGAUCUAAACUAGUGGACUUGAAUCCUCAGAGGAUUAGAGGAUCCCCUAAAAUCCUUUCUAGAUCUGAAAGAUGGAAGGGAAAAAAAGCAGCCCAAAGACAAUCUAUGACUUUAGUAAUUCAUAUAAUAAUGGAGAGAUUAUGUUAACCUUCCUAGUGGUAUGCACACAGUAGGAGGGAAGGAGAGCUGGUGAGUGGGGCAGUUUUAUAAGAAAUAGAUUUUGAAUGGCAAGGUUCACCGGUAUUACCCUCCAAGGGUAACACUACAAGAAAGUGGACAACAGGGUGCCCAGCUCAUACCCUCUGUCCCUUGGGACCUAAGGCUAGGCCUUGAUUUGCUCUUAGAGAAUGAGCAUGUAGGAAUCAAGGAUCAAGAGAGAAACUGGGUGCUUUGCCUCAGGUUGUAACAAUGCUGCCACCUGCAUUAUCAAACAUACAUGAGUCAAACCCGUGAGAUGCCCCCUUAUGGGCAGCAUCCGCUGGGGUGUGCCAGCCUGACACACUUGCAGUAGUGUGACUGAAUGGCAGUCAAUGCUGGCCCACCCAGGGUAUCGGUGCAUCUCACCUAAAGCCAGAGUUCAGCACUGCAUGUUGAUCAGGUGGAUACCUUGUAAUAUAAAUGCUCGUUUGGAUCCAAAAGGAAAACCAUUAAAAAUAAAAGAAGAUGAACAACUUUAAUGUUGGGGGGGGGGUCAAAGAAAAGUAAAUAAAACUUGUUGUAAAGAAUUAAUUGGCCUGAUUCCCCUCACUUCCCUUGUGUCUUUGCUCCUAUUGAUAAAUUAUCAGCCUGACCAGGACUUGGUUGGGUAACAGCAGCUCUGCAGUUGCAGCAAGUGGAGAUCUCCUCAGCCCAAUUAUGAGUACACCCAGGUAUUCUUAAAGUUCCCAGGAUAUCAUGAGCCCAGAAGGUUUCCUUAUAUUAAGAAUGGCCUUUGCUUUGGAAGAAAAGAAAUGGAUUGCCCUACACACUGGUUCCCUGAAAAAAAAAAAAAAAAAUUGAACUGAGUUUCUGUCCAGGGAAAUAGUCUGUCUAGGUGAAGAGUUUAGUAAAGUAGACAGUCACUAUCUGGAACCACAGGCUUCAUAUCUAGACAAACUAGAAGAGCUUCCUUCAAGAAAGGAAGAGGAUUACAGAACACCUGCAUAGCUGCCAGGUUCAGGAAGGAACUGACUCCUCAAGGCUCUUAGGAAAUACUAUCCAUUCCUAACAUCAGCCCAGAAUGAACUCUUUUUCAGCUGUAAUAGUUUUCUGGAUGAAGGAAUGAAGCAUGCCUUGGGUCUGCAGGCCUAUUUGAUUCUCCAUUCUCAGAAGAACUGCCUGUCUCAUUCCCUUAGAGAAACAUCUUUUUCUAAUUCCAAAUUUAUUAAAUUGUAAUAAUUAUGUCUUUUAAUUAAAAAGAAAUCAAUG